Molecule: messenger RNA, 3214 nt
Organism: Paramuricea clavata
Lineage: Eukaryota; Metazoa; Cnidaria; Anthozoa; Malacalcyonacea; Plexauridae
Source: the annotation of a GenBank genome assembly
CUCUGGGGCGUGGGCGUGUUUUGAUGAAUUCAAUCGCAUUGAUGUUGAAGUGCUGUCUGUGGUCGCACAACAGAUUUCUACCAUACAGCAAGCACUUCAAAAUAAGGUUUGUUGUAUAAAACUAACUUUAUUUAUACUGGAUGGCUAUAUCAGUUCCAAACUGUUCUUCCUAGAGGUCCAGUAAGGAUCAUGUCUUAUUGAUCCAGUGUUACUACAGGAGGAAACCGAAACUAAACUAACUUUAUUUAUACUUGAUAGCUCUAUCAGUUCUAUACUGUUCUUCCUAGAGAUCUAGUAAGGAUUAUCUCUUAUUGAUCCAGUGUUACUACAGGAGGAAACCUAAACUAAACUAACUUUAUUUAUACUGGAUAGCUCUAUCAGUUCUAAACUGUUCUCCUUAGAGGUCCAGUAAGGAUCAUCUCUUAUUGAUCCAGUGUUACUACAGGAGGAAACCUAAACUUAACUAACUUUAUUUAUACUGGAUAGCUCUAUCAGUUCUAAACUGUUCUUCCUAGAGGUCCAGUAAGGAUCAUCUCUUAUUAAUCCAGUGUUACUACAGGAAGAAACCUAAACUAAACUAACUUUAUUUAUACUGGAUAGCUCUAUCAGUUCUAAACUGUUCUUCCUAGAGGUCCAGUAAGGAUCAUCUCUUAUCAUUGGUCACAAAGGAGAAAUGUAUAUUAUUGUUGACAAACGUUGACGAUUUCUUUCGUAUUAGGUUGACAGGUUUAUGUUUGAAGGUGUUGAAUUAAAGUUACGGCAUUCCUGUGCUGUAUUCAUCACAAUGAACCCUGGCUACGCUGGAAGAACAGAGUUACCUGACAAUCUUAAGGUAAGACGUUGUUGCAUCACUUGUAUCCGUAGUUUAUACUUUCAAUACCAUGGAAAUUUGAGAAUCUAACCAACUGAGCUACAGAGAGACAGUUGUCGAGCUCUAACCAACUGAGCUACAGAGAGACAGUUGUCGAGUUCUAACCAACUGAGCUACAGAGAGACAGUUGUCGAGCUCUAACCAACUGAGCUACAGAGAGACAAUUGUCGAGCUCUAACCAACUGAGCUACAGAGAGACAGUUGUCGAGCUCUAAGCGAACAGAAUGAAGUUAUUGAUGAUCAAUUAUUAGUAAAAUUUUUUUUUAUUUUUUAUCAAGGCAUUAUUCCGACCAGUGGCUAUGAUGGUGCCUGACUACGCGCUGAUCGCUGAAAUCAGUUUGUUUUCAUUCGGAUUUUCUGAAGCGAAAGUUCUGGCCAAGAAAAUCACUACAACAUUUAAAUUGUCUUCCGAACAACUCAGCUCACAGGUAAUGCAUAAUGUCCUGUCACAUAGAGUCAUGGCAUUUACUGUAAGAUAGUCGAACUCCAUGUAAACUGGAUAGCCCUAUCAAUUCUAAACUGUUCUCCCUGGAUAUCCAGUAAGGAUCGUCUCUUAUUGAUCCAGUGUUAUUAUAGGAGGAAACCUAAAUUUUAAUAUCUUUAUACUGAUAGCUCUGUCAGUUCUAAACUGUUCUUCCUAGAGGUCCAGUAAGGAUCAUCUCUUAUUGAUCCAGGGUUGCUACAGGAGGAAACGUAAACACCUUCAUCUUUAACAUUCCUUUGUGUUAAACGUAGGAUCAUUACGACUUUGGAAUGCGAGCUGUCAAAACAGUCAUAUCUGCCGCAGGAAAUCUCAAGAGGGAAAAUCCAAAUAUGGAAGAGGUAUAAUCUUGUUCCUAAGUUGUCUUAAUACUUGAUUACCUUUGCUCCAUUCUAUGCUUACAUUACCAGAACAGUGAUAACUAUACUGUAUGUGAGUUAUACGAAAAGUGAUGUUUUGAAUUGUCAACGAACAUAUUGUUAGCUGGUUAAAUCUGUUGUAUUUACUUGUUUAGGAACUGAUUGUUCUUCGCGCUAUUCGAGAUGUGAACGUUCCCAAAUUUCUACUGGAUGAUCUCAAAUUGUUUAAUGGCAUUGUCUCAGAUCUGUUUCCAAAAAUAAAGUAGGUUCUAUCAGUUUUAAACUGUUCACUCUAUAAAGGUCCAGUAAGGAUCAUCUCUUAUUGAUCCAGUGUUACUACAGGAGGAAACCUAAACUAAACUAACUUUAUUUAUACUGUAUAGCUCUAUCAGUUCUAAACUGUUCUUCCUAGAGGUCCAGUAAGGUUCAUCUCUUAUUGAUCCAGUGUUACUACAGGAGGAAACCUAAACUAAACUAACUUUAUUUAUACUGGAUAGCUCUAUCAGUUCUAAACUGUUCUUCCUAGAGGUCGAGUAAGAAUCAUCUCUUAUUGAUCCAGUGUUACUACAUGAGGAAACCUAAACUAAACUAACUUUAUUUAUACUCGGUAGUUCUACCAGUCCUAAAGUGUUCUCCCUAGAUCUAAUUAACCAUUUCCUAUAUUUUCUAGAGAGGAGCCCAUUGAUUAUGGCGACCUUGACUCAUCUAUACGAACAUCUUGCAAGAAAAUGGGUCUGGAAGAUGUUGAUGGUAGGGCACGAUACACAUUUUAUACGCUGGAUGCAUGUGACAAAUGUUUCUUAAAGGAACAAGCAAAUUAAAUAAUAUUUUUAAUUCUAUUUAUUUGAGUCUCCACUUAUCAUAAUUUUCUCCCUCUGAUAACUGCAUGUUGACCACCAUCUGUUGCACGGAUAUAUAUAAUUUUUCGCUUGUAAAAAAGUUCUCGUACCUUAUAAGGAUCCUUUUUUCCUGUUAGGAAAAUCCGCAUGCUUAUGACAAGGUUGCCACAGAACGCAGGAAUACAAAAAUGAGACUGUUGAUGAAAGCAUUUGAGAGUUUGUCGGUUAACCGAAUCAAAUUCCAUUCUGAGUCAAAUCCGAGCCCGAGUGAAAUGUCCGAGUCACUGCUUAUCGGUCUUUGUAGUUCAAUGACUUAACCAUAACCCUAACCCUACUCCUAACCCUAUUCGGCCGUGAAUUUUAUUCAAUUUCGUCUUUUUUUACAUGACUAGGACGUUUGACUCGGGCACGGAACUAGCGAGCUUAAGCAUGUAAGACGGCAACACGACGACGACGGCAACCAAUACAAUCAUGAGUCAAUGAAAAGAAAUAAAUAAUCGAAGUCCCGGGGGAGUUUCUAAACGCACAUACUUGAACAGUUUACUAACACUGUAUUGUGUUUGUUUCUUAAGGUUUUGUUACAAAAUGCAUUCAGUUGUACGAAACGACUGUAGUACGUCAUGGUUUGAUGAUGGUGGGACCCACUGGAUCAGGAAAAACGAGG